Fonsecaea nubica is the source of this 537-nucleotide messenger RNA. RefSeq lists its product as hypothetical. Bases 1 to 537 code for a protein of 178 amino acids. The record is from RefSeq and is a predicted model, not a curated record. Lineage: Eukaryota; Fungi; Ascomycota; Eurotiomycetes; Chaetothyriales; Herpotrichiellaceae. The transcript has 3 exons.
AUGGCCUCAAAUGGAGCAGCACCUGCUGGAGCCCAGGGCGGCGUGGUCGACCAGAAGGAUGUGCAAGACUGGAUGAACCGCUUCAACGAGGCCCUGGCCGACUCGACGACGAUCACUGCACCAGCUGCACCAGAUGCCCGUCCCUGGCACUCAUCCUUCUUCGGCUGCUUUGCCCCCAUUGACACGUGCUUCAUCACUUGUUGCGUGCCGUGCGUCACCUUUGGCAAGACCCAUCACCGCAGCCGCAAGCAUGGCAACAUGGAGGGAUACAACUUUGUCAACGCUUCUUGCCUCAUGUUCACCGGCUUCUCCUGCUUCGGCCUGCACUUCAUCCCCAUGAUGUUCCAGCGCGCCGACAUCCGCAAGAAAUACAACCUGCAGGGCGACUGCAUUGGUGACCUGUUCACCUCGUGCUGCUGCGCCUGCUGUUCGCUCAUCCAGCAGGACAAGGAGGCCGAGCUGCGAGAGAAAGAGCUGGCCGACAAGGUCAAUGGGACCGGGUACAUGAAGCCCCAAGACAUGGCGUAUCCUGCUUAA